GGGUGAUGAGGCCCCGCGACUGGCUGACGCCAGGCCGAAUCACGCCGCCGCGAGGAGCUCCUGCGAGUGGAGGAGACGAUAAGCCCGCCGCAUCAACACUGGCACAAGGGGUGUAUCUACAUGCAUUCGCCGCACGACGCUGCCCCCAAGAGGCCAAGGCGAACACAGCAGAAACAGCAGAAAAUCUGAGGACUAUCUCCCCCAGUGAUUCUCUCCUGAAGGAUCUCCCCCUCCCCCUGCCGCUCCACCCGGAGAAGGCGGGCGCGAGGGUCGCCCCGUCCAUCAUGAACGUCACUUCACUCUUCUCCUUCACCAGCCCGGCCGUCAAGCGUCUGCUGGGCUGGAAGCAAGGCGACGAGGAGGAGAAGUGGGCCGAGAAGGCGGUGGACGCCCUGGUGAAGAAGCUGAAGAAGAAGAAGGGCGCCAUGGAGGAGCUGGAGCGGGCGCUCAGUUGCCCCGGUCAGCCCAGCAGCUGCGUCACCAUCCCCCGCUCCCUGGACGGCCGUCUGCAGGUGUCCCACAGGAAAGGGCUACCUCACGUCAUCUACUGCCGCGUGUGGCGCUGGCCCGACUUGCAGUCCCACCACGAGCUCAAGGCGCUGGAGUGCUGCGAGUAUCCCUUCGGCUCCAAGCAGAAGGACGUCUGCAUCAACCCGUACCACUACAAACGGGUGGACAGCCCAGUGCUGCCCCCUGUGUUGGUACCACGCAACAGCGAGUUCAACGCCAAGCACACGAUGCUGCCUCGCUUCCGCAACCCACUGCAGCAGAACGAGCCACACAUGCCCCAGAACGCCACCUUCCCCGAGUCCUUCGCUCAGGCCAACCCCGUGCCCUUCCCCCACUCGCCCGGAAACAGCAGCAACGCCACUUUCCCGCAUUCGCCGUCCAGCUCCGACCCCGGCAGCCCCUUCCAGAUGCCAGAGACGCCCCCUCCUGCCUACAUGCCCCCGGAGGAGCAGAUGACUCAAGACUGCCCCCUGCCGAUGGACACCAACCUCAUGGUGCCACCUUUGCCGAUCGAGGCUAACAACCGGGGAGUGGAUGUGCAGCCCGUGGCCUACGAGGAGCCCAAGCACUGGUGCUCCAUCGUUUACUACGAGCUCAACAACCGCGUCGGCGAGGCCUUCCAGGCCUCGUCCACCAGCGUGCUGGUCGACGGCUUCACCGAUCCCUCCAACAACCGCAACCGCUUUUGCCUGGGUCUGCUCUCCAACGUCAACCGCAACUCCACCAUCGAGAACACCCGGCGGCACAUCGGCAAAGGCGUCCACUUGUAUUACGUCGGCGGCGAGGUCUACGCCGAGUGCCUGAGCGACAGCAGCAUCUUCGUCCAGAGCCGCAACUGCAACUUCCACCACGGCUUCCAUCCCACCACCGUCUGCAAGAUCCCCAGCGGCUGCAGCCUGAAGAUCUUCAACAACCAGGAGUUCGCCGAGCUGCUGGCCCAGUCGGUCAACCACGGCUUCGAGGCUGUCUACGAGCUCACCAAGAUGUGCACCAUCCGCAUGAGCUUCGUCAAGGGCUGGGGUGCCGAGUACCACCGCCAGGAUGUGACCAGCACCCCCUGCUGGAUCGAGAUCCACCUCCACGGUCCCCUGCAGUGGUUGGACAAGGUGCUAACGCAGAUGGGCUCCCCCCACAACCCCAUAUCGUCCGUGUCCUAGACCUUCCUCGGGGUCAGCCCGGCCGUUUUCGCCCAGGUGGCAAGACGAGCAGAUCCCAGACCAGUCGACACCCCAUUGCCUCGCUUCGAUAAAGUGUCUGAUUGAAGCACAAGCGGCUGCUCUGGGAUCUGCCGAGGAGGCCGGUUGUCUCCCUGGGUUUUCUACUUGAAGGACUUGUGGGCACAUAACCCAAACUGGGAGAGGAGCGAGCAGAGAGCAUCAUGCAACUGGAAGAAACUUGAUCUUUGUGACCAACACUAAUAAUCCAAGCGUCACACUCUUUCUUGGUGAGCGCAGGCGUCCUCCCCAAACUCGUCUCCUUUUUUCGUCGUUGCUUGCAUGCCCCCCCCCCCCGUACACGUAUUCCCUCCUUUUCAAAGCGGUUAACGCCAAGCUUGGCUUUGCCGUUGUCAAGUUGUGACAGUGUGGUAUGACGCCCCGACGAAAUGCUGGAUUCCCUUCACAGCUGCCGUUUGUUCCUGUUAAAGACAAGUUGCGCAACGUGGCCAAAGGCUCCACGUGCACUAUAUUGUACUGUAUGAUUUUUAUUAACAGCUAAGGACAAACAUGAAAACGGAUGCGGGCGAGAAUGAAGACUGCAAGUUUCGCUGUUUCAUCCACAGGUACAUUUGAAUGCAUAAGAAUAGUUAAGUGUUGUAAAACAAGUGCUAGUAGAGUGCGUAAACAGAUUCUGACGCUGGCUCAAGACAAUGCUAAAUACCGAAAAUGCCGUCCAUACUGCUUCUUUCAAACAAAAUCCUCUUUUACACAGAGGUCCCGUCCAAGCCUGGCAUUCACCCUACUUUGCCUUUCACACAGAACCCAGCCAAGCAGGUUAUGGCUGACACACACCAACUGGACAAAUACAACAUUUUGGACAGCUACAAUUGCUCUCUUCACAAAAAGGCCAGCUCAGGGUUUACUGCUCCUAAACUGAACCGUCCUGCAUGGUGGAACUGCGUUUCCACGCACGCGUUGUUACUAGUGUUUUAUUUUUGUGCGACAUUCCAGGUCACUGGAAUUGCAGUCGGAUGCUACAAUGCAAAGACAUUGAUGUAGAAUUUCCUUCUGUCCUGUAAGGAGACUCAAAGGAUGACCAGUGUGAAAUUUCAAGCAUUUCCUCAAGAGAAUAUUAGGGACAUUUAGGGGCUGGGGGCAUUGCACGAAAAAGGCAUUUCCGCUAUUAAAUAAAUGUUGCUCAUGUUUUAUUCUUGUGGUUUCCCCCAUGGACUUAGGUUUAAAUAGUGUUUCUAGAUAUCUUCAUCUUUAGACAAUGGUGCUGUGUUGUCUGGUUUGGCCAUGCGUAAUUUGGUUAGUGUAUUACUAGACGGCGCAUUGACGUGGCCAAGGAUGGACUGUAUUCAACAAAACUAAAGACACAUCAUGGAUGGAUGUUUUCAAGGACUGUUAACAUGAAAAUAUUCUAAUUGAAAUCAUUUCACAAAAGGCCCACCCAUAUCAUUUUUUUUUUUAAAAUAAAAUAUGCUGUUCUUACUUUCUUUGAUAGGUGUUAUACUCCAUACAUUCUUGUUGGUUUUUUCCGCACUUUUCACGUGUUUCCUCUUCCUUUCAUGUUGCUGUUUUUCCACUUUUUUGGCCUGGUCAAACUCCCAGAAAAGCAGUUUUAUUCCAUGAAUAUCAAGACUCUACUGGAGUAUUAAAAUAAGUGUGUUUCAGUA
Messenger RNA from Syngnathus acus (greater pipefish), 3346 nucleotides. RefSeq names its product SMAD family member 1 (gene smad1). Lineage: Eukaryota; Metazoa; Chordata; Actinopteri; Syngnathiformes; Syngnathidae. The transcript is spliced from 8 exons. Gene Ontology annotation, biological process: cell differentiation; transforming growth factor beta receptor signaling pathway; BMP signaling pathway. The record is from RefSeq and is a predicted model, not a curated record. Bases 6 to 1667 code for a protein of 553 amino acids. Gene Ontology annotation, cellular component: heteromeric SMAD protein complex. Gene Ontology annotation, molecular function: I-SMAD binding; DNA-binding transcription factor activity, RNA polymerase II-specific; RNA polymerase II cis-regulatory region sequence-specific DNA binding.